UCAGCACUGAAUAGGUAGCAAACUUGUAAUUGAAUCGUUAAUUAUUUGUUUUCUUGUUUGUAAAUAAUUAGGCUUGAUUAUAGGCAAUAGUGCAGGAUCCUGAUGCAGAACUAUCAGUAUAUAUUGUAAUCUUUUCGUUGAUUGAAAUAAUAAGAAGUAUAUUAUUUCUCUUCAUGGUAUCAGAGCAAUAGUCUAGGUAUCAAAAUAAAACACAAAGCCUUCAGCCGACUCCUAUGGCAGACCAAGGAAGCACAGCAGCAGGCGCAAGAUGGGAUCAUCCCAAUCAUCAAUUUUAUCUUCACCAUUCAGACCAACCUGGCGCUGUUCUUGUGCCACAAUCCCUGGUUGAAGACAACUAUAGUACAUGGAGCCAAUCCAUGACUAUGGCUCUGACAGUUAAAAAUAAGAUUGGGUUCAUAGAUGGCUCAAUGAAGGAGCCUGAUGAGAAGAAAUUUGAUGAACAUCAACAAUGGAACCGAUGCAAUAGUCUGGUGAAAACUUGGCUAUUAGGAUCCAUGUCCAAAGAAAUUGCCACAAGCGUCAUCAACUGCAAAGAUGCCAGACAGAUGUGGCUUGACUUACAGGAACGAUUCUCGCAUGUAAAUGUGGUUCAACUAUUUAAUGUUGAGAAUGAAAUUCAUGAUUGUGUGCAGGGAAACAUGUUUGUAGGGUCUUACUUCACAAAGCUAAAGGGCCUAUGGGAUGAACGUGAUGCACUUUGCACUUUUCCAACAUGCACUUGUGGGGCAAUCAAAGAAGUAGUUGCAUAUAUGGAGACACAGAAAACCAUGAAAUUCCUCAUGGGUCUUAAUGAUUCAUAUGUAGGUGUUCGCAGCAACACUCUGUUACAAGAUCCACUACCCACAGUAAACAAAGCAUAUUCACUGGUCAUUCGCCAUGAGAAACAAUUAGAGGUGACAACCGGGAAAAGCCAUGCUCAGCCUGAGGCUGCUGUCUUCGCUGUAAGGAAUUCAAACAAUGAGAUUGAAGCUGAACUGAGAUGCUUCAAGUGUAACAGAACAAACCACACUGCCAAGGAUUGCCGUGCACAUCUCAGAUGCACCUUUUGCCGCUGGAAGGGACAUACAGCAGAAUAUUGUCGCAAAAAGAAAGCAGUGACUGAAGCUGAGUUUAAUGCGACAAUUUCCAAAGGCAACCAAGUGGCAUCACACAAGAAUGAAAGAAAGGAGAUGAGUUUUCCCUUCACAACUGAAGAAUGCAAACAGAUACUCAGCAUGCUAAAGAAUAAAACAACUUCUGCCAAUCAUGUUAGUAACUGCCCAACUCAUGAUGAACUCUCGGGACCUACGUUCGGGGAAGAUGAUUGGGACGGGAAUUGAAAGGGAGGGUCUAUAUUUUCUCGACCAAGCCAAGAAAGGAACAUGCAACCAUGCCCAAACUCUUCAUCCGAACCUUUGGCAUCAACGUCUUGGACAUCCCUCAGCCAAAGUAUCCCAGUUAUUUCCUAAAGUUAAUUCUUGUUCUCACGACAAAUGUUUAAUUUGUCCGUUAGCAAAACAAACAAGACUUCCAUUUUCUUCAAGUUCCAUUACCAGUACAUCUCCAUUUGAUUUAAUCCAUGUUGACAUUUGGGGUGGUUAUAAAGUUGCUUCUAUUUCAGGUGCAAAAUAUUUUCUCACUAUCGUUGAUGAUCACAUUAGAUGCACAUGGAUUUAUCUUAUGAAACACAAAUCAGACACUAAGGAUCUUCUAGUCAACUUCAUCAACAUGGUUGAAAAUCAAUUUGAUUUCAAGGUCAAAAUUAUUCGUAGUGACAAUGGUCUUGAAUUCAAACUCGAAAGCUUUUACGCUAAUAAAGGUAUCAUUCACCAAACUAGUUGCAUUAAUACUCCACAACAAAAUGGUGUUGCCGAACGUAAACAUAGACAUUUGUUAAAUAUGGCACGUGCUUUACUUAUUCAGGCCGGUCUUUCUCAUCAAUUUUGGGGUGAUGCUAUUCUUGCUUCCGCUUUCCUCAUCAAUCGCACACCAACCCCCAUUCUCCACGGAAAGACACCAUAUGAAAAAUUAUUUAACA
Molecule: messenger RNA, 2038 nt
Organism: Populus trichocarpa (black cottonwood)
Lineage: Eukaryota; Viridiplantae; Streptophyta; Magnoliopsida; Malpighiales; Salicaceae
Exons: 2
Coding region: 234-1340 (368 amino acids)
Molecular function (GO): zinc ion binding; nucleic acid binding
Source: RefSeq, a predicted model, not a curated record